GAUUCUUAAAGUCUUUAGAUGGCUAACAUCUCCAGCAAGGGAGUUGCCUCCUACCAUGCAUAUCUCUCCAGUCCAUGUUCGCACUACUUCGAGAGUGUUGUCACGAUAAGGAAAAAAGACUGUUAGCUGUUAGUAGUUAUGUGCUUGUUGAUUGUCAAGAGUAUAGUCAUUGUCAUACAUGUCCAAAUAUACAUAAGUCAAGAAACGAGCAUCAUAACAUGAACUGAAGAUAUUAAUCGGUACUUCAUAAUUUUCCAUCCUUUUCAUUUCUUUAGUCCAUUGCCUUUUCAGGUUACCAACCGGGAAACAACUAAUGUACUCACGCUUAACAAACAAUAUUCAAUUUCCAUGCAUUGGUAUUGUGGAAAAAGAAUAAUGGUUAUAAUUAAUCAACCAUGACAUUAUGAAAUUUUAUGAAACAAACCUAUAUGUUUUCGUCACUAAUUGGAUUGAGAUCAGGUGGGUUUGGCAGACAAAGUUGACACAAUUGUAGGUGCACUUUCUGGGGGAAUGAAGAGGAAAUUAUCCCUUUGUAUUGCUCUUAUUGGAAAUAGCAAGGUUAUCAUCCUUGAUGAACCAACCAGUGGUAUGGAUCCAUACUCAAUGCGUUCAACAUGGCAGUUGAUAAAGAAGAUCAAGAAGGGAAGGAUAAUAUUAUUGACAACACAUUCCAAGGAUGAAGUCAACGUUCUAGGUGAUCGAAUAGCUAUCAUGGCAAAUGGUCAUUUGAGAUGCUGUGGAAGCUCCCUUUACUUAAAGCAUAAAUACGGGGUUGGUUACACCCUUACAAUGGUGAAGGCUGCACAUGGUGUCUCUGUGGCUGCGAACAUUGUUCAUCGUCAUGUUUCAACUGCUACAUGCUUAUCUGAUGUAGGUACAGAAAUUUCCUUCAGACUUCCGCUUACAUCAUCUUCUUCCUUUGAGAAUAUGUUUCGAGAAAUUGACAGUUGCAUAAGACGACCACAUCUAAGCUCUGAAAAAUGUCACUCCAGUUACAGUGAGGGAAAUUUUGGCAUUGAGAGUUAUGGUAUCUCUGUCACAACCUUGGAAGAGGUGUUCUUGAGAGUUUCAGGGCAGAACAUUGAUGAAAAUGAUAAAAGUGUUCUAGUGAUUCAUGUUAGAUUUGAUACAUUGCGGUCUAAUUGA
Phoenix dactylifera (date palm) is the source of this 1146-nucleotide messenger RNA. NCBI's taxonomy places the organism in Eukaryota, Viridiplantae, Streptophyta, Magnoliopsida, Arecales, Arecaceae. The record is from RefSeq and is a predicted model, not a curated record.